AUGCGCACCCCAAGAGCCGUUCCCGCAAGCUUCCGCCUCAUCCCCAGCGUCUCGCGCGCAGUUAAGCCUUCGAUGUCUUCCCAGCGACGACAAUUCUCGGCUCACGCGAGCUUGCGCAAGGGCAUCAUGCCGGAUACCUCCAAUCCGGACAAGGCGGCCCCAAAGACCGAGACGACAUUUGCCGUUGCCGAGCUCUCUGAUGCCGAGUACAACGAUCUCUCGGAUGAGUACUUGCACGAUCUUCUUGAGAAGUUCGAGACUCACCAGGACAACGGCGCCCCGAUUGACGUGGAAUACUCAUCCGGUGUCAUGACCAUCACCGUAGUCGGCAAGGGCACCUACGUUAUUAACAAGCAGCCUCCAAACAAGCAGAUCUGGCUGUCGUCGCCGCUGUCCGGUCCUAAACGAUACGAUUUCUGCGUUGCCAGCGAGGGCCAGGGAGAUAAGGAGGGCACAGGAUUGGGAACCUGGAUAUAUGCACGCGACAAUUCGAGUUUGGACGAGCUUAUAUUCAAUGAAAUUGAGGUUGGCUUGUAA
This is a messenger RNA of Trichoderma harzianum CBS 226.95, 537 nucleotides long. RefSeq lists its product as hypothetical. Lineage: Eukaryota; Fungi; Ascomycota; Sordariomycetes; Hypocreales; Hypocreaceae. Gene Ontology annotation, molecular function: ferric iron binding; ferroxidase activity; iron chaperone activity. Bases 1 to 537 code for a protein of 178 amino acids. Gene Ontology annotation, cellular component: mitochondrion. Gene Ontology annotation, biological process: intracellular iron ion homeostasis; iron incorporation into metallo-sulfur cluster. The transcript is spliced from 2 exons. The record is from RefSeq and is a predicted model, not a curated record.